AUGCAGCGUGAGCAAGAGGCAAAGGAUCAAGAGCUCCGCCGACGCUUGAUGGAGAACAACAUCUAUGCAGGCUAUGGCAAAAGCGAGCUCAACGUCGAAAAGAAGCGCAGAGCACUGUCAGAGGCCAAUGAACGCCGUGAGCUUUACAUGGAUUAUAGUUUUGUGAAGACGGAGCAGGACAAGACGAAAAGAGUCCAGAUAGCGCAAUUCGAAGAGCAGUUGGCAGACGAACUGGCCAAGAGGAAAGCUGAGCAAAUGCGCCACGAUAUGGAUCGUCGACGAAUCUGCGACGGCUCCGAAGAGCUGCGGGUGCUGAAGGAAAGGCUCCAUAUGGCCAAGGUCAACAAGGAGCGUGCUCAGCAGCUCCUCGAAAUCGAGGUGCGGAAAGAAAAGGACCGCAUAACGGGCCACUUGCUGGCCGAACAUAUGGAAAACGAGAGGUUGGAGCAGCAGGAGCUGGAGCACAAGUUGGACAUCGAGAAGAAGAGGCAGCGAGAGCGCGUCAAGGUGAUCAACCAGCAGCAGAUUGCGAUGAAAGAGGCACAGAGAGAAGAGGCCAUGCAAGAAUACAUCAAGGAGCGCAAUCAGGUAGAAGAGCUGGUGGCUAAAAUUGCAGACGAAGAUGCGAACGAGGCGAAAGCUCGAGCGGAGAAACAAAUGGAGUCACGGGUCAUGCUGCAGCAAUUCAUGGUGGAGCAGAAGGCAAACCAGGAGAAGUUGGAGGCAGAGGAGAAGGCAGAAAAUGAGCGCAUUGAGCAGUUUGCGCGGGACAAGCGCGAACGGGAGGAACGGCUGGAGCAAGAGCGGCAGGAAAAAGAGAAGGAGAAGCUCCGCAUUCUAAAUGCGAUGCUCGGCCAGAUGGAGGCCAAGAACAAAGAAGCAGAGGAGCUGGAGCUGUUGCGGAACGACUUGCAUUUGGAAGAACUUGAAGCCGAGUCGCGCAGACGUGAAGAGAUGCAGAUGCGGAAGAAGUUGGAAGACAAAGAGGAGAUGAAGAAUGCCUAUCUCGUCCAGAUGCGGGCAAAAGAGGAGAAGAUGCUGCAUGCCCGCGAGGAGGAGGGCAGGAUGCGCGAAGAGCUGCUCAAGAAAUUUGCUGAAGACGAUCGCUUGGAGCAGCUCAAUGAGCAAAAGCGCCGCAUGAAGGUCGAGCAACACAGGCGGGAGGCAGAGCGCCUGGUGGAACUUCGCCGCGAAAUGUAUGAACUUGCCCGAGCUCAAGAGCGCGAAGAGCAAGAUGCGCUUCGCAAGGAUGAGGACAAGCGCCGCCUGAUCAUCGAGGAUGAGCGCAGGAGGCUGCUUCGUGAGCACGGACAAGAGCUCAAGAAGUUCCUGCCAAAGCACACUCUGGAAAGCAUGGAGGACUACAAGCUACUUUUCGGUGAAGAAGUGAUCUUGCCGGAGCACUUCAGUUUCAAUCACAAUUGGCAGAACAAAGCGUUGCCAACCAUGAGGUGUUCAACUACAUGCAAGCCUAUGCACUGCCUGCUGUGCAUCUAG
Symbiodinium necroappetens is the source of this 1497-nucleotide messenger RNA. NCBI's taxonomy places the organism in Eukaryota, Dinophyceae, Suessiales, Symbiodiniaceae. The record is from the annotation of a GenBank genome assembly.